Messenger RNA from Aspergillus aculeatinus CBS 121060, 1593 nucleotides. Its product is annotated as RibD family protein. Gene Ontology annotation, biological process: riboflavin biosynthetic process. Gene Ontology annotation, molecular function: 5-amino-6-(5-phosphoribosylamino)uracil reductase activity. The record is from RefSeq and is a predicted model, not a curated record. The transcript has a single exon. NCBI's taxonomy places the organism in Eukaryota, Fungi, Ascomycota, Eurotiomycetes, Eurotiales, Aspergillaceae. Bases 1 to 1593 code for a protein of 530 amino acids.
AUGAGCACCAAUUCUGGCGACACACCCACGUCGCAAAAUUCGGGCUUGCCCAAAUGUGACUGUCUUAUCAACAAUCCCCCCAACAUUUCCAGGAUUCGACGAGUAAUGUUCGAAUGCAAGGACCCUAUAGAGAUAAGUCUUGAGGAGUUUGAGACUUACUGGCCGUUCAUUGAUAACGUGUGGGUAAAACAAAGGUCUAAUUCCAGCAAAGAGGGACACUGUACUACGGACUAUUAUAUGUGUCGAUUGCGACGUCCAACUCAUCGCACAUCAGAGACACGGCCUCUGCCCGAAGGAAAACGGCCCCGAAAGAAAAGGGUGCGAGAGGGUGGCAUUUGCAAUUUCCAGAUCAAAGUGGUGAAGUUUGAAGGGGCCUAUUCAACUGUGACCAUCGCGAGGACUCCGGGAAGUAGCCGUGUGCACUCGCAUGACCUCGAUUAUAUCGAUAAGGUGAAGCGAAAUUCGGGGCUCAUGGAGUUUGCACGAAGGGAAGCAGUGAAGGGAUAUCUACCAUCUUCCAUCUAUACCAAGUUCAAAGAAGCACCUGCGAAGCUUGAGGAGGCAGGUGGCAAAUUCCUCACGGUGACAGAUGUGCGCAAUGUUUCAGCAAAGUGGAGAAUCCAGAACCCCGAGGUGAAACUCGUACCGCAUGAUGGCUAUGAAUACCAAAAAGGCCAUGGAAUCGUGAGAAAAGGGGGAAAUGAAAGCAACGGCGGCAGUCCGGUUCUAUCGAGUACGACCCCGAAGUCGUCGUUACCACCAGACACUCUUUCAUUUCCUCAGUUCUCCUUGGAGUUCCUCGGACCCUAUCUCCCAAAGCACGAUGAGCGGCGCCCAUUUCCUCAUGUCACCCUAUCUUACGCAUCUUCCAUGGACUCUAAAAUCUCACUUCUUCCAGGCAUGCAGACAGUGCUCUCGGGACCCGAAGCUAAGCUUAUGACGCACUAUCUGCGAUCUCGUCACGAUGCUAUCUUGAUUGGAGUUGGGACGGUCCUUGCUGACAACCCGGGCUUGAACUGUAGAUUGGAAGGGGCAGGAGGCUACGGCGGCCUGGGGAGAAUGUGGCAACCGCGACCCGUGGUGAUUGAUCCCACCGGUAGAUGGCCCAUUCAUCCCGAGUGCCGCAUGCUGAGGACUGCAGUGAAUGGUAAAGGCAAAGCACCAUGGGUUGUGGUAUCGCCGGGAGCCCGCAUUCACCCCCAAAAACUGGUGAUGCUCAAAGGCUAUGGGGGCGACUUUCUUCGAAUCAUGGAAUACAAUCAGGAUUGGCGCCUUCGCUGGGAAGCCAUUCUGCGCGCUUUGGCAUCCGAGGGUAUCAAGAGUGUCAUGAUUGAGGGCGGAGGAACUGUCUUGAGUGAGCUGUUAAAUCCCGAGUAUGCCGAUUUUAUUGAUUCCAUAGUUGUGACUGUCGCCCCCACUUAUCUUGGCUCUAGUGGAGUGAGCGUGAGUCCAGACUCUAAGCGCGACGGAGAAGGAAAGCCGAACGCGGCAUUAAAUCCCAAGGAUGUGAGAUGGACACCAUUGGGUCAAAACGUUAUUAUGUGCGGCAGAAUCCGCACAGAGAAUCCCCUUACUUCUCGCAUUCAGGGAUAA